AUGGCUGCUAUCCGGCCUCUGGCAGUGGCGCUGCUGCUUGUAGUCUAUCUACUGCGGCGAGCGCAGUCCGAUUCCUCGCUCGAGCACAUUCCCAUCCUCAAAUUCAACCGCUAUCUGCCCGACUUCGUUAACCGGCUCAUCUACUACCCCAAGGCUGCGUCACUGAUCUAUCGAGGUUACAAUCAGUACAAGGAUUGUCCUUUUCGCAUGCUAACAGCAGAUGGCGAAGUAGUCGUUCUGCCUGUGAAAUACACGGAGGAGCUGAGGAAGCUGCCUGCUUCGAUCAUCAGCUCUCUGGAUGCACAAUAUGAGGUAAAAGGUCUUCCGUCUAUGAAUGCGCUAGGAGAUUUUACCAAUAUCCUAAUCAAUAGUGCCCUGCCGUCAGCGACGGUUCGAAAGAAGUUGACUCCAAGCAUAGGUGCGCUCCACAUCACAAUCUUCAACGAAGACAUUUUCACAAAUUGGUCAGGACGAAUCACUCCCUGGGUCCUCGAUGAGCUGCGCUAUGCCUUUGACACUGUACUCCCCCAAUGCGAAGAUGACUGGGUCCCCAUCCAAGCGCACGAGAUGUUCGUCCAACUAAUCGCGUGCGCAACCUCGCGCGUAGUUGGCGGCGAGACUCUCCGACGCAACGAAAAAUGGCUAGAUAGCGCAAGCAGAUACUCCGUCAAUGUCGGGAUCACAGUAUUCCUCCUGCGCCCAUUCCCACCCUGGCUCCGGUCCCUAAUAGCGCCUUUCCUCCCCUGCGUGCGAGAGAUGAAAGAGCAGCUACGUUUCGUGAAAAACGACCUGUUCGUGCCAAUGAUCCUCGAGCGCAGAGCUGCCGAGCAGGCUAAUGACCCUGCCUACGUGAAACCGAAUGACUUCUUGCAAUGGAUGAUGGAGAUGGCUGAGGAAGAGGGGGAUAGGGAUCCCGAUCUGUUGGCGCACCACCUUUUCAUUCUUAUGAGUCUGGCUGUGGUGCAUACCAGUAGCAUGGCUAUGUGUCACGCUCUGUAUGAUCUGGUUCUCAUGCCGGAGUAUCGAGCGCCUUUAAGGGACGAGAUCACUCGUACGCUGAAGGAUGGGUGGGAGAAUGCUACCCUGGCGUCGUUCGUGGCUCAACGCCGUAUGGACAGUUUCCUGCGCGAGUCGCAGCGGUUCAAUCCACCUGGCGAAUUAUCCUUCCACCGCAUCGUUAAAGAACCCCUCACCCUCUCAGACGGCCUCGUCCUCCCCCGAGGAACACACAUCUGCUUCGCUGCUGGACCCAUGAGCAAGGACGCAACUUACCUCUCCAACCCGGAUAUCUUCGACGGGCUCCGCUGGUGCCAGGAUCCAGAUGAUCGAUAUGCCCUCAUGUCUGAUCCAAGUGAGAAACAAUUACAAGUGCUCAAUGGGUUUACCUCCACCGGCUCUUCCUCCGCCUCGGCCAGCUUCGUCACUAUCAGCCCAGCAAGCAUGCACUUCGGAUUCGGGCGUCAGGCGUGUCCGGGGAGGUUCUUUGCCGUGAAUACCAUCAAGGCAAUUAUGAGUCGCAUCAUCUCGGAAUAUGAUUUCAAGUUUGAAGAUCUUCAGACUGGGAAGAGGCCUCCCAAUAUUCUUGUUGGGGAGCAUAUCAUUCCCAACACGAGUACCAACGUCCUUUUCAGGAAACGCUCUAUUGGACUGUGA
Molecule: messenger RNA, 1653 nt
Organism: Penicillium lagena
Lineage: Eukaryota; Fungi; Ascomycota; Eurotiomycetes; Eurotiales; Aspergillaceae
Product: cytochrome P450
Exons: 4
Coding region: 1-1653 (550 amino acids)
Molecular function (GO): monooxygenase activity; oxidoreductase activity, acting on paired donors, with incorporation or reduction of molecular oxygen; iron ion binding
Source: RefSeq, a predicted model, not a curated record